Molecule: messenger RNA, 279 nt
Organism: Loa loa (African eye worm)
Lineage: Eukaryota; Metazoa; Nematoda; Chromadorea; Rhabditida; Onchocercidae
Exons: 2
Coding region: 1-279 (92 amino acids)
Biological process (GO): trehalose biosynthetic process
Cellular component (GO): cytosol; alpha,alpha-trehalose-phosphate synthase complex (UDP-forming)
Molecular function (GO): catalytic activity
Source: RefSeq, a predicted model, not a curated record
AUGUCAUUAUUGGGUGUAUUGCAUAAUUAUAAUCGAGGUAAUUACAAAUUAAAUCCUGUAAUUGUACAAGAAGAUGAUUAUAAUGUAUAUUACGGUGGAAUAAGUAAUGGUUUAUUAUGGCCUGCAUUACAUAAUUUGGAAGAAUAUAUUGUCAAAGAAUAUGAUGAGCCAAAGGUAAUACGUGAACAUUGGUAUGCAUAUGUUCGAGUAAAUUAUCAAUUUGCUAUUGAUGCUGUUCGAAAUAGUCGACCACAGGUAUUUUUACUUAAUAAAGCAUAA